GGAACGCAGGAUCUGGAGGAAAGCUGUGCCUUUAAUUCACCGGGUGCAAAAGUACACAGAGAGAGAGAGAGAGAGAGAGAGAGAGCCCUCCAAGGCAUCCCAUUACAGUGGAAUAAGCUGAAGUACCAGCCUCAGCUAUAUAAAACAGCAGAAGUGGUUCAUUGCAACCACUGUUUGCCUUACUGUCCAGCAUCGCUCUGCCUCAUCCCUUCUCGCUCUCCUCCUCCACCACCUCCACUGUGGACCGAACAUCGUCUGUGACAGGCAGAGCUCCAAGGAGCACCGCUAAGCACCCUUGCUCAACACCCUAUUUUUAUUAUCUCGCUGGAGAUCUGGGCAAAGCAUGACGGACUAACACCUACCUAAAAGGUGCAACAAGAGGAAGGAGAACUGGAUGAUCUUGUCUCAUCUGAGGGUGGCUUUCUUAUUCCGCUUUCGACUGUGAACACAAACCAACGUUAGAGUAUUGCACAGGAACUAAGCCUCAAUAUGGGAUUCCCUACCUGGUUUCUGGCUUUAUUGGCCAUGUCUCUAUCCCCUCAAGAUAUUAACGGAGGACUCAUCAAGAGAAUCAUUCGGCAGAAGAGGGAGACCGGGAUCAACAUGACGUUGCCCGAAGACAACCAACCGGUGGUCUUCAACCACGUCUACAAUAUCAAUGUUCCAGUGGGCUCCCUUUGUUCUGUGGACUUAGACCCGGCCAGCGGGGACUCCGAACUCAAAACUCAGACGGAGCCCAGCAAACACUACCAGGAGCACACCUUGAAUGAGGAGAACCAGAUUGUCUUCACGCACAGGAUAAACAUCCCUCGUCGGGCUUGCGGUUGCGCGGCGGCCCCAGAUAUCAAGGAUCUGUUGAGCAGGCUGGAAGAACUGGAGGGCCUGGUGUCCUCUCUACGAGAUCAGUGUGGUAGUGGUGCUGGGUGCUGUCCUAGUGGACAAAACGUGGAAGGUCGCACCGAUGUCGCCCCCUAUUGCAGCGGACGUGGAAAUUACAGCAACGAUAUCUGUGGCUGUAUCUGCGAACCUGGGUGGAAAGGACCCAACUGCUCGGACCCCGAAUGCCCCUCGAAUUGCAACAGCAGGGGCCGGUGCAUCAAUGGCAAGUGUCUUUGUGACGAAGGCUACACCGGAGAGGACUGCGAGCAGCGGACAUGUCCGGGCGACUGCAACGACCAGGGUAAAUGCGUUGAUGGGCGGUGCGUGUGCUUUGAGGGCUACGGGGGUGAGGACUGCAGCCUGGAAGUGUGCCUGCCGCCCUGCAGCACACACGGCAAGUGUGUCAAUGGGCAAUGCCUCUGUGAUGAAGGCUUCAGCGGGCCCGACUGCAGCCAGUCCUUGUGCCCCAACAACUGCCACAACCGAGGCCGCUGUGUCGAAGAGGAGUGCGUCUGCGACGAGGGAUACACCGGGGAAGACUGUGGCGAGCUUGUCUGUCCCAACGACUGCUACGACCGAGGGCGUUGCGUCAAUGGGACCUGCUAUUGCGAAGCCGGGUUCACGGGAGAGGACUGCGGGGAGGUGGCCUGUCCCAACGACUGCCACGGCAAUGGCCGGUGUGAGAAUGGGGUGUGUGAAUGCUACGAAGGCUUCACAGGGGACGACUGUGCGGACCGGAGGUGCCCCAACGACUGCCACCGGCGUGGGCGUUGUGUUAAUGGGCAGUGCGUGUGCAGUGAGGGCUUCUUGGGGCCUGACUGUGGAGAAGUGAGGUGCCCCAACGACUGCCACAACCGAGGGCGUUGUGUCAAUGGCCAGUGUGUGUGUGAUGAAAGGUUCAUGGGGGAGGACUGUAGCGAGCUGAGAUGUCCCAACGACUGCCACAACCGAGGGCGCUGCAUCAAUGGCCAGUGUGAGUGCGAUGAGGGCUUCAUGGGGGACGACUGCGGAGACCUGAAAUGUCCCAACGACUGCCACAACAGAGGGCGUUGCGUCAAUGGGCAGUGCGUUUGCGACGAGGGCUUUGUGGGUGAGGACUGUGGGGAGCGGCGGUGCCCCAAUGACUGCCACAGCCGGGGCCGCUGUGUGGACGGACAGUGUGUGUGUGAAGAGGCCUUCACAGGGGUGGACUGUGGAGAACUGAGGUGCCCCAACGACUGCAACAACCAAGGCCGCUGUGUCGACGGCCAGUGCGUGUGUGAUGAAGGCUACACCGGGGAAGACUGCGCCGAACGGCAAUGUCCCAACGACUGCAACAGCCGCGGCCUCUGCGUCAACGGCGUGUGUAUGUGCAACCAGGGCUUUGUGGGCGUCGACUGCCUCGAAUUGGCUUGCCCCAACAAUUGCCACGACCGUGGCCGUUGCAUCAACGGCCAGUGUGUGUGUGACGAGGGCUACACCGGGGUGGACUGUGGCCAACGCCGGUGUCCCAAAGACUGCAGCAACCGGGGGCGAUGCGUCGACGGGGUGUGCGUGUGCGACGAGGGAUACCAAGGGGUGGACUGCAGCCAACGCUCCUGCCUCAACAAUUGCAACGAUCUCGGUCGCUGCGUAGAUGGGCGAUGUGUUUGCGAAGAAGGCUACGUCGGUGACGACUGUUCUGAUG
Pogona vitticeps (central bearded dragon) is the source of this 2545-nucleotide messenger RNA. Lineage: Eukaryota; Metazoa; Chordata; Lepidosauria; Squamata; Agamidae. The record is from RefSeq and is a predicted model, not a curated record.